GGUCCCGGGAAUAUAAAACAAUUCCAUGAUAUAAAACUGUUGCUUGCUUUCUUGAAUCUAUACUGGUUCAAUCCCAUCAACUCACUCACUCUCUCACCCUCCAUGGACGCCUGCGACUCUUUUUCUGAUCAGAAACAAGAUGCAAAGACUGCACCGGGCAUUGAAAAUGCUGGCGACUUAAGAGUUCCUGUGUUAUCUUCAUCAGAGUUGCUCAACAAGCUGCAUGAGAAGUGGAAUUCAGGGAAGGAGAAACCAUACCCAGCAAUGUAUUCCAGCAUUUUUGGUGGUAUUAUUCUUGAUCCAGCUAUGAUGGUCAUUCCAAUAGAUGAUCAUAUGGUUCACAGAGGGCAUGGCGUGUUUGAUACAGCUAUAAUUUUCAAUGGGUACCUGUAUGAGCUGGAUGUCCAUCUGGACCGGUUUCUCAGAUCAGCAUCAAAAGCGAAAAUCUCUUCUCCCUUCUCUCGAUCAGCUCUCCGAAGCAUUCUCUUGCAGCUAACAGCAGUGUCACUCUGCAAAAAAGGAACUCUAAGAUACUGGCUGAGUGCAGGUCCUGGGAAUUUCUUGCUCAGCCCUGCUGGAUGCCCAAUGCCUGCAUUCUAUGCUGUUGUCAUCAAUGAGGACUUCUCCCAGCGUAAAGAUGGGGUUAAAGUGAUAACAUCCACCAUUCCAAUGAAGCCACCUUUAUUUGCCACCAUGAAAAGUGUAAACUAUCUGCCAAAUGUCCUGUCACUAAUUGAAGCUGAAGAGAAGGGAGCAUUUGCUUCAAUAUGGAUUGAUGAGGAAGGUUAUAUUGCAGAAGGUCCAAACAUGAAUGUAGGAUUUAUAACCCGCAAUAAAGAGCUUAUCUUGCCUUUGUUUGACAAGGUCCUCGGUGGAUGCACUGCAAAAAGGCUGCUUGAGCUAGCACAAGUAUUGGUCGAACAGGGGCAUUUAAAAGAUGUGAGAAUUGCCAAUCUCAAGGUGGAAGAAGCCAAAGACUCGGCUGAAAUUAUGUUUGUGGGGAGCACUCUUCCACUAUUAUCCAUCGUCACGUGGGACGAAGAACCCGUUGGAGAUGGAAGAGUAGGAGAACUGACUAUGGCACUCUCAGAUUUGCUGUGGGAUGAUAUGGUAGCAGGCCCUGAAACAAACAGGAUCCGCAUUCCGUAUGUGACGGACACUUCAAGUUGAUUUAAUCAUGGGGUCAUCAUUAUUCCAUCUUCCAAAGGUGCUCAUCUGUUGUUUUGUCAUGAAAUUUACUCAUUAGUUUUCUUCUCCAAAAGGCAUGAUGCAUCCUGCACCUCUGGGAGUCGAGCCUGCUGGUUUACUGCUAGUCCUUCACAGUUUCCAAAUUUGUGAGCUAUCCAUUUGUGUGAAAGGUACCGUUGAUGCUUUCCAGCAGAGUAAGAGGUUGCUUAAGCAUUGUAUUGUAAUUGAAGUAUGUGGUAUUGUCCUCCACAACCGACUUCAACUCUUUUUGCUCUCUGUAAUUCUCUUGUUAAAGCUGCUGUCAUUUCCAACACUACAAAGGGAGCCAGUUCAGCCCACUUUGGGCAUCUGGAGCCAUUCAUAUCAUAUUAAGUUUUAAAUAUACUAUACUCUAUUUUAAAUCAA
Messenger RNA from Malania oleifera, 1593 nucleotides. Its product is annotated as D-amino-acid transaminase, chloroplastic-like. Gene Ontology annotation, molecular function: catalytic activity. Lineage: Eukaryota; Viridiplantae; Streptophyta; Magnoliopsida; Santalales; Ximeniaceae. The transcript is spliced from 5 exons. The coding region runs from base 103 to 1170 and encodes 355 amino acids. The record is from RefSeq and is a predicted model, not a curated record. Gene Ontology annotation, biological process: carboxylic acid metabolic process.